AUGGAUUCGUAUCUAGAAGUCAUUGGUGAUUUUAAGCCCGGGGAAGUGCUGUUGAGUGGCCAGUGGGGACACAGAGUGGUCGGUCAUAACUUAGCAGGUACACCUAGACCGAGAGUAUACAUUGAGCUACAUAAUCCCAUUAAAAUAGGCAGAAGUCCGAAGGAAAAUUGCAUGUGUAUAUCCAACCCGGCUAUUUCCGCGAUUCAUUGUAUGGUAUGGAUGAUUCUUUUCGAUGAGACAAGUAUACCCAUGUACUACUUGAGAGACUGUUCAUUGAAUGGCACUUACAUAAACGGAACGAAACUAUUAAAGGAAAAUGUAGCAAUAUUAAACGACGGUGACUUGAUAGAACUAUGUGAAAAUGGUGGCAAGUUUCUAAAAUUUUCUUGUCAGCCGUCAACUCCUUCUUUGCCCAAAAAAAUAACUAUCAAUUAUACAGAAAAUGUGGACAAUUGGAAUAUAUCAAACAUUGUUGUUGGAAAUGGAACAUUUGGAUAUGUCUUGAUUGCGUAUAUGGGCAUUGGCGCACAUUCGGGAAAAAGCUCCCAGAAGAUAACUCCCAAAUGUUAUGCAGUUAAAAUUGUUAAGAUGAAGCUCUCAAAACUAGAUAAAGAGGCUAAGAUUCUUAUGCAAUUGAACCAUCCAAAUAUUAUUAAAGUGUUCAAGACACAUACUGAUAAGAGCAAUAACCUUUACAUUUUUCAGGAACUUAUACCAGGGGGUGACCUUUUCUCGUAUUUAGCUAAAGGUGAUUGUCUAAUGCCUAUUUCACAAACUGAGGCCCUAGUGUUUGUUUAUCAGAUAUUGCACGCCCUUAAAUAUUUACACACCAAAGGAAUAGUACACAGAGACCUAAAGUUAGAUAAUAUUUUACUAUGCACACCUGAGCCAUUUACAAAAAUUGUUUUAGCUGAUUUUGGAAUCGCAAGAACAGUUACCACAAUGAAAUCUAGAAUGUUUACUGUAGUGGGGACGCCCGAAUAUUGUGCACCAGAAGUUGGCUUCAAAGCAAACAGAAAGGCUUACCAUUCAUUUUUCCGGGCCGCGACGCUUGAGCAACAAGGUUAUGACAGCAAAUGCGAUCUAUGGUCUUUAGGUGUAAUAACACAUAUAAUGCUUACUGGAAUAUCACCAUUUUACGGCGAUGGGACUGAGCAAAGCAUUGUAGAAAACGCAAAAGCGGGUAUAUUGAACUUUAAUGUAAGCCAAUGGAGUACAAUAGAUAUCAUGGCACAAAAUUUUGUUAGCAAACUUCUUGAAGUAAAUGUGGAUAAGCGUUUAGAUUGCGAACAGUGCUUUAACCAUCUAUGGAUAUCUAAACACCAAAAAAGUCUAAAAGAAAUCUACGAAAAGAAAGUGCUAUUGCGAUUCUCGGAGAAAAAUCAAAUGGGUCAGCCAAAAACAGAACUUGAAACUAAGUAUCUGAUAGAAGAAAAAAUAAACCAUAAAGGAAUUGUGGCAUAG
Molecule: messenger RNA, 1464 nt
Organism: Nakaseomyces glabratus
Lineage: Eukaryota; Fungi; Ascomycota; Saccharomycetes; Saccharomycetales; Saccharomycetaceae
Gene: MEK1
Product: serine/threonine protein kinase MEK1
Biological process (GO): protein phosphorylation
Molecular function (GO): protein binding; protein kinase activity; ATP binding
Source: RefSeq, a predicted model, not a curated record